Messenger RNA from Diospyros lotus (date-plum), 1477 nucleotides. Its product is annotated as leucine-rich repeat extensin-like protein 4. Bases 93 to 1241 code for a protein of 382 amino acids. Gene Ontology annotation, molecular function: protein binding. The record is from RefSeq and is a predicted model, not a curated record. NCBI's taxonomy places the organism in Eukaryota, Viridiplantae, Streptophyta, Magnoliopsida, Ericales, Ebenaceae. The transcript has a single exon.
GCUAAGGAGACUGGGAGGGUUUGAUUUGAAAAGGAAAGAGCUCCUUACAAAAGCGGACAAUUUGCUAGUUCACUUUCACAUAGCAAUGCAAUAUGGCUACUUCAUACUCUUCUUCCAUCCUCACCACCACUGCCUUGUUUCUCCUCCUCCUCCACCUCUCUUCCUUCCACAACAACCUGGCAGCCAAGCACGCCCACCACAGCUCCUCCACCGCCCACCACCAACACCGCCACAGCUCCUCCCACGUCUCCAACCCGAAGCUCCACCAGGCCUACAUUGCCCUCCAGGCAUGGAAGCGCCUAAUCAUCUCUGACCCCAAAAACUUCACUACCAACUGGGUAGGUCCAUCCGUCUGCAACUACACCGGUGUAUACUGUGCACCGUAUCCCGGCACCAAAACCACCACAGUUGCAGGUAUUGACCUAAACUCGGCUGACAUAGCCGGCCUCCUCCCUGACGAAAUCGGCCUCCUCUCCGACCUCGCCCUUCUCCACCUCAACAGCAACCGGUUCUGUGGAUCCAUCCCACAGAGCUUAGCAAACAUGAGCCUCCUCUUUGAGCUUGACGUCAGCAACAACAGAUUUGCAGGCCCUUUCCCUCAAGUUGUGAUCUCUCUCCCAACUCUUCGAUACCUCGACCUUCGGUACAACGAAUUUGAAGGGCCAGUUCCUUCUGCCCUCUUCAGCCGAGCCAUUAAUGACGCGAUAUUCCUCAACAACAACCGCUUCACCUCUGUGAUUCCAGCAAGCUUCACCAAAAGUUCAGCCACUGUCUUGGUCUUUGCCAACAACAACUUUGGAGGCUGCCUCUCACCAACCAUAGCCAAUUUCGCCGAUACGCUGGAGGAACUGCUUCUCAUCAAUACUAGUUUGUCUGGAUGCUUGCCACAAGAGGUGGGAUUCCUCUACAAAUUGAGACUGCUUGAUGUGAGCCACAACAAGCUGCUUGGUCCAAUCCCUUACAGCAUUGCAGGGCUAGCUCACUUGGAGCUGCUGAAUUUGGCUCACAACAAGAUGAGUGGAACAGUGCCAGAAGGAGUAUGCACUCUGCCAAACCUGGCAAACCUCACCAUCUCUUACAACUUCUUCUGUGAGGAAGAGGGCAUCUGCAGGAACUUGACAUCAAGGCACGUCGCCUUUGAUGAUCGACGAAACUGCCUGCCGGAGAAGCCACUCCAGAGGAGCAAGAAAGAAUGUGAACCGGUGACUGAGCAUCCAGUCGACUGUUACGAAUAUCGAUGAUAUUAACAAGAGCUGCUGCUUCAAUGGCUGUGUCUUCAUCACCUCUAGCCAUGGUUAGUGAGCUUGAAGAUAGAAUAAAGAUCCAGUUUGGGCAUGUAGUUUGUCUGUAAAUCCUUUUAAUUAGUUUUCAAGUGUUUGCUUAUCUAUGUAUAAAUCGUAAAUAUCACAAAGAUAUAUACGUAAUUAAUCUAAAAAAUUUCAGAUUUUUCAAACUUAUCAUACCAUGAGUCUUUUCA